AUGAGCUCGCAGCGCUAUUCACGGGUUAACGCCCAAGAUGAAGAGGAUGGGCCACAUUCCUAUCCGCUGAACGCGCGAUCUGAUCCCAACUCAUCUCCGCCACCCUCUUUCCGCUCCAGAUCCCGAUCUUCCUCACCGUCCACGAGGCGCUUAUUACACAACGAUCCGCUACAUAAUAAUGAAGAGCAAAUCUUGGCCGAUGCUUUCGGCGACGAGGACGACUCCGACGAUGAUAAUGAGCCAGAUGACAGGCAACGCCUGAUGCGAGCCGACCUUGACUCUCGUCCUGCGGAUAGCGCCCAGACUGCCAGUUCGUCAUCAUCGGUAUCUAGAAGUGAUUCGCAGGACCAGAGUCGAUCAGGGAUCAUACGGAGGCCCACGAUGUUGCCCAACUUCGCAACUCCGGGCAGCCGGCAGAUUGCCCCGUCAAAUGAUGGGGUCUUUGCCAAUCUUAACGCCAAGCCUGAACGGGGUGAGAAGAGCGAAGAUCUUCCUCCUUCAUAUGAGGAAGCAGCCGCUGAUGCGACACCUCCGUACUGGGAGACCACCAUUGUGGCACCUGGUAUCUCAUCUGAUGAGGUUUACGUGGACGGGUUACCUGUUGGAUCAGUGUUCUCGUUCGUUUGGAAUGCCAUGAUCUCCAUGUCCUUCCAGUUGGUUGGUUUCCUAUUGACUUAUCUUCUUCAUACCACGCAUGCCGCAAAGAACGGCAGCCGAGCGGGUCUCGGUCUUACGCUUGUUCAAUACGGCUUUUACAUGAAAGGCGGCAGUGACGGUUCGGGUUCGGACGGCGGUUCCGAUCAAUAUGUUCCUCCGCCAGACCCUAAUAGCCACAGCUUCGAUCCGAACACCGUCGGUGAGAGCAGCGGCGAUGGUGGAAAUGGCGCUAUCUCCGGCAUCACGACGAGCGAGUGGAUCUCCUAUAUCCUCAUGAUCGUUGGAUGGUUCAUCUUAAUUCGCGCUGUCAGCGACUUCCUGCGCGCACGACGUCACGAACAGCUUGUGUUGCAGAGCCCUGAUCGCGGUCUUGGUGUGCCUGUGAUUGCGGAGGGCGAACGGUCGGAGACUGUUGUCUAA
This is a messenger RNA of Penicillium salamii, 1077 nucleotides long. NCBI's taxonomy places the organism in Eukaryota, Fungi, Ascomycota, Eurotiomycetes, Eurotiales, Aspergillaceae. The record is from the annotation of a GenBank genome assembly.